AGUUAAGUUGAGUGUGAGAGAGGUAAUAAUGUAAUGUUCUAUUUGACUUCGUACUUGCUCAUCUAUCAGCGAUACAAAUGUUUUUACUAAGACUUUUACCUCUCUGGAUCAAUUUUUCAGCUGGACAGUGCUUCUUCCUACAAUAUUUAAUUGACCAGUGGUUUACCACACAGAAUGGAAAUCAUUUGUUCAUUGACCAACGAACACUUCUACCAAUUCCUCGAGCCUCUAAAACUGAUCUACGUUGUCUAGAAGAAGCCGAAAAAUCUUUAAUUCAUCAAAUCAUUAGUGAAAUCGAUGGAUGUAAAGGAAUCGUUGUGGAAUUUGAACCUCGAUUGGAAUACAACGCUGUAAAUACAGAAGGGAUAAAAGAAGUGACAAAUUUUAUUGAUACUCUGAACUGGUGUUUCGCCAAGUGCUUACAAGGACUUUUUCCUAGGAUUUAUUGUAUGAAUGAUUGUUUCACUAAGUACUAUCCAGCUCUGUUGAAAUUAUCAGGAAAUGCAUCCUUUCCAACGGAUGAACAAGACAUUUUGCUAUCUCAAGCUAGAAAUGAAACACUCCAAUGUGUCGAGUCCACCAUGGACAACGGAGAAGAUCGUGAAAGAGACCUACUUGAUGCCAAAGAGUACUGUAAAUUAUAUUUUGAAUGAAACAUAAUUUUAGGACGCUGUAAAUAUACUUCUGCAUGGCUGUGUAGGUCUUGCUGAUUUAUUUCUUUCAGGGUGAAUGUAAAACUAAUAUUCAUUGUAUUUAUUAUUGUCGUUGAGGUGACAUUUUUCAAAUUAAAAGAUUUCAGAUAA
Macrosteles quadrilineatus (aster leafhopper) is the source of this 803-nucleotide messenger RNA. RefSeq lists its product as uncharacterized. The record is from RefSeq and is a predicted model, not a curated record. NCBI's taxonomy places the organism in Eukaryota, Metazoa, Arthropoda, Insecta, Hemiptera, Cicadellidae. The transcript has 2 exons. The coding region runs from base 78 to 653 and encodes 191 amino acids.